AUGAGUAUAGAAAUAUCUGUUGAAGAAAUUAACAUAGAUUUGUCAAAUUUCGAUAAUGAGGUCAAAAGUUUCUACUUUAAGCAACGAAAUUAAGAAACAAUUAGCUGGCUUAGAAAAUACGCAGAUAUAUAUAUAUAUAUAUAUUUAUUUAAAAAUUGUCGCGAUAAAGAUUCGAGAAAUCAAAGUUCUCCAAUAUGGCGACCAAGUGGUAGCCUUUGUGCAACCACAGCUUUAUUAUGUCAGUGCUCGCCAACAGAUGGCACAACAUUAUCAACAUGAUGAUCGUAGUACAAUAAAUACACAAUUUACGUUUUUAGUAUCUACUGCUCUCUUUUAUUUAUUUCAUUGACUAACUAGGAGAGAACGUACGACCAAUGCUUUUUUUAGGUUUCACAUAUUUUGGGAUUCACCUGACUCGUGUACCAUUUUCGUGUGGCAUUCUACCAUAUCGAUUGCACCGCAGCGCUGCUAAAUUUUGACUAAUAACUUAUAACAAUCGACUCGUAAUUAAAUAUAAAUUUAAGACAAAUGACGUGAAUUAUUGAAUGAAACAUUUAAUUUAAUUUUAAAGUUUAAUCGUAAUAGAAAGGUUGUGAAAAUUAUAUUAAAUAAUGUUUAGAAAUGUUAUAGAAAUAA
This is a messenger RNA of Heterotrigona itama, 636 nucleotides long. The record is from the annotation of a GenBank genome assembly. Lineage: Eukaryota; Metazoa; Arthropoda; Insecta; Hymenoptera; Apidae.